GGGGCGGGCCCAGGUAGCAGGUUCGGCUGCGCCGGGGCCGCGCGUCGGAGGUAAAUAUUAAGGCGGUGGGUGUGGGGCGCCGGGGCCGAACCGGGACGCGGGCUAGCAGAGCUGGGGAAGGGGCGACGCCCCGCCGCCCGAGUUUCCCCCUUUCCAGGGUGAGGAUGGUUUUGUACAACAACCUGGAGUUCAUUAGUUGAAAGGUGCGCUCUGUCGAGACAAGGCAUUUUGCUUUGCUGUCUUGUUACAGCAUGGACACCAAAUUGCUAAAAACGUGCUUUGGGACUGCCAGUGAAUUUAUCUUUUGUGGUUUUCCUACAAACUUAGUAGUUCCCUUUUUUUUGAGUUAAUAUUUCGGAGUUAAUGUCACCAUGAGUUCAGGCUUAUGGAGCCAAGAAAAAGUUACUUCACCCUACUGGGAAGAGCGGAUUUUUUAUUUGCUUCUUCAAGAAUGCAGUGUUACAGACAAACAAACGCAAAAGCUCCUUAAAGUACCAAAGGGGAGUAUAGGACAGUAUAUCCAAGAUCGUUCUGUGGGGCACUCGAGGAUUCCGUCUGCAAAAGGCAAGAAAAAUCAGAUUGGAUUAAAAAUCCUAGAGCAACCACACGCAGUUCUCUUUGUUGAUGAAAAGGAUGUUGUAGAAAUAAAUGAAAAAUUCACAGAGUUGCUUUUGGCAAUUACCAAUUGUGAAGAGAGGUUCAGCCUGUUUAAAAACAGAAACAGACUGAGUAAAGGCCUCCAGAUAGAUGUGGGCUGCCCUGUGAAAGUACAGCUGAGAUCCGGGGAAGAAAAAUUUCCUGGAGUUGUGCGCUUCAGAGGACCCUUAUUAGCAGAGAGGACAGUAUCGGGAAUAUUCUUUGGAGUAGAACUACUGGAAGAAGGCCGUGGCCAAGGUUUUACUGACGGGAUAUAUCAAGGAAAACAGCUUUUCCAGUGUGAUGAAGACUGUGGAGUGUUUGUUGCGUUGGACAAGCUAGAAAUCCUGGAAGAUGAUGACAAUGGAUUGGAAAGUGAUUAUGCAGGUCCAGGGGACACCGUGCAGAUGGAACUUCCGCCCCUGGAGAUAAACUCCAGAGUUUCUUUGAAGCUCGGAGAAACCACAGAGUCCGGCACAGUUAUAUUCUGCGACGUCUUGCCUGGGAAAGAAAGCUUAGGAUAUUUUGUCGGUGUGGACAUGGAUAAUCCUAUUGGCAACUGGGAUGGAAGAUUUGAUGGGGUGCAACUUUGUAGUUUUGCAAGUGUUGAAAGUACAAUUCUCUUGCAUAUCAAUGAUAUCAUCCCAGGUAUGUUUUCUUUCGUGACACAGGAAAGGAGGCCUCCCAAACUUGCCUUUAUGUCAAGAGGUGUUGCGGACAAAGGUUCAUCCAGUCAUAAUAAACCAAAGGCUACAGGACCUACCUCAGACCCUGGAAAUAGAAACAGAUCUGAAUUAUUUUAUACCUUAAAUGGAUCUUCUGUUGACUCACAACCACAAUCCAAAUCAAAAAACACAUGGUACAUUGAUGAAGUUGCUGAAGACCCCGCAAAGUCGCUUACAGAGAUAUCUCCAGACUUUGGACAUGCUUCACCACCACUGCAACCUCCUUCCAUGAACUCAUUAUCUACCGAGAACAGAUUUCACUCUUUACCAUUCAGUCUGACCAAGAUGCCCAAUGCCAAUGGAAGCAUUGGCCACAGCCCGCUUUCUCUGUCAGUUCAGUCCGUAAUGGGAGAGCUAAACAAUGCCCCUGUCCAGGAGAGUCCACCCUUGGCCAUGGCUUCUGGGAACUCCCAUGGUCUGGAAGUGGGCUCACUGGCUGAAGUUAAAGAGAAUCCUCCUUUCUAUGGGGUAAUUCGUUGGAUCGGUCAGCCGCCAGGACUCAACGAAGUGCUAGCUGGACUGGAACUGGAAGAUGAAUGUGCGGGCUGUACAGACGGAACCUUUCGGGGCACACGGUACUUCACUUGUGCCCUGAAGAAGGCGCUGUUUGUUAAGCUGAAGAGCUGCAGGCCCGACUCGAGAUUUGCAUCCCUGCAGCCAGUUUCCAAUCAGAUCGAACGCUGUAACUCGCUGGCAUUCGGAGGCUACUUGAGUGAAGUAGUGGAAGAAAAUACCCCACCCAAAAUGGAAAAAGAAGGUUUAGAGAUAAUGAUUGGAAAGAAGAAGGGUAUCCAGGGUCAUUACAAUUCUUGUUACUUAGACUCAACCUUAUUCUGCUUGUUUGCUUUUAGUUCUGUCCUGGACACUGUGCUACUUAGACCUAAAGAAAAGAAUGAUGUAGAAUAUUAUAGUGAAACGCAAGAGCUACUGAGGACGGAAAUCGUGAAUCCUCUGAGAAUAUAUGGAUAUGUGUGUGCAACAAAGAUUAUGAAACUGAGGAAAAUACUUGAAAAAGUUGAGGCUGCAUCAGGAUUUACCUCGGAAGAAAAAGAUCCUGAAGAGUUCUUGAAUAUCCUGUUUCAUCAUAUUUUAAGGGUAGAACCAUUGUUAAAAAUAAGAUCAGCAGGUCAAAAAGUGCAAGAUUGUUACUUCUAUCAAAUUUUCAUGGAAAAAAAUGAGAAAGUUGGAGUGCCUACAAUUCAGCAAUUGUUAGAAUGGUCUUUUAUCAACAGUAACCUGAAGUUUGCAGAGGCACCAUCAUGUCUCAUUAUUCAGAUGCCUCGAUUUGGAAAAGACUUUAAACUGUUUAAAAAAAUUUUUCCUUCCCUGGAAUUAAAUAUAACUGAUUUACUUGAAGACACCCCCAGGCAGUGCCGGAUCUGCGGGGGGCUCGCCAUGUACGAGUGUAGAGAGUGUUAUGAUGAUCCCGACAUCUCAGCCGGAAACAUCAAGCAGUUUUGUAAAACCUGCAACACCCAAGUCCACCUUCAUCCCAAGAGACUGAACCAUAAAUACAACCCAGUGUCACUUCCCAAAGAUUUACCCGACUGGGACUGGAGGCACGGCUGCAUCCCCUGCCAGAAGAUGGAACUGUUUGCUGUUCUCUGCAUAGAAACAAGCCACUAUGUUGCUUUUGUGAAGUACGGGAAGGACGACUCUGCCUGGCUCUUCUUUGACAGCAUGGCCGAUCGAGAUGGUGGUCAGAAUGGCUUCAACAUUCCUCAGGUUACCCCAUGCCCGGAAGUAGGAGAGUACUUGAAAAUGUCUCCGGAAGACCUACACUCCUUGGACUCCAGAAGAAUCCAAGGCUGUGCGCGAAGACUUCUCUGUGAUGCGUACAUGUGCAUGUACCAGAGUCCAACAAUGAGUCUGUACAAAUAAGUGGGGUCAUCUGGGCAGGGGCGGAAACUGAAUGCGAGGCUUUAGUGUUGCAUUUUACCUGAGCUGGCAGUCUUGUUCAGCAUCCAUUGCCGGCAAUGGAUGCCUUUGUGGUGAUGAUCCUUCAGAAAAGGAUUCCCGUGUUUAAAAAACAAAUUGCUUUUGUGUUACUGAAGUAUUUAAUAAGAAGCCUUUUGCACUCUAGAAAGUAUGUUUGUGUUGGUUUUUUAAGAAGUCUAAAUGAAGUUAUUAAUCCCUGAAGCUUUAAGUUAAGUGCAUUGAUCAUAUGAUAUUUUUGGAAGCAUAAAAUUUUAAUUGUGACAGUUUAAAACCUCUUUUAGUCCAUUGAGAAUGUAAAUAAAUGUGUCUUCUUUAUGGACCAAGGAUAUGAAAUCAUUUUUCCUUUUAGCUAACGGUUGCCUUGAGGAAGAAAUAUUUUGGUUUUAUUAAGUGUCUGCUUUCAAUCCAGUUAUUAAAAUCGUACUGAGUUUGAUUUGUUAAUUCUUUCCUGUAUACUGCUGGUUUCUGCAUGUCAGCAAUCUGCCAAGUUUCUGUGUUUCUGCAGUAGUGGUCAGAAAAAUACUUAAAUUCCAUUCAUGGUGUUGUUUUCUAUUUGUUCUGCUUUUGAGAUAGAUCUAAGUGAUCUUGUCAUAAAACGUCUAUUUUUGAUGUAAUUUUCCUGGGGAUUAGACUGCACAGCAACUGAAGCUCUUCAUUCAUAGUUGUAACUGUCAGCUAAGAGGUUUUGGGGUUCUUUGUUUUUUGGUUUUUUGUUUUGUUUUUUUUGGGGGGGGGUUGUUAAGGAACUCUAUUUUAUGGAACCGGGCACAAUGCAUUUUAUUAAAGGAUUGGGGUGAUAAAUAUAUUUCUACACAAAUAUAUGGUCCAUCAGAAAAUAAAUUUGAAUAUAGACUACUCAUUAAAACCUCCCUGAAGAGA
This is a messenger RNA of Neofelis nebulosa (Clouded leopard), 4178 nucleotides long. It is a transcript of the gene CYLD, whose product is annotated as CYLD lysine 63 deubiquitinase. Gene Ontology annotation, biological process: protein K63-linked deubiquitination; positive regulation of extrinsic apoptotic signaling pathway; regulation of mitotic cell cycle. The record is from RefSeq and is a predicted model, not a curated record. Gene Ontology annotation, cellular component: cytosol. Lineage: Eukaryota; Metazoa; Chordata; Mammalia; Carnivora; Felidae. The transcript is spliced from 18 exons. The coding region runs from base 372 to 3242 and encodes 956 amino acids. Gene Ontology annotation, molecular function: K63-linked deubiquitinase activity; cysteine-type deubiquitinase activity.